AAAAUAAGAUUACUUUAUAUUUCACUCUAUUAUAGAGUAACUCUAUUAUAGAGUGAACCAUUGGAGCAAAUCCAACUCUAUAAUAGAGUUACUCUAUUUUAGAGUGAAAUAUAGAGUAAAUUUUAGUGUAGCAUUGUAGAUGGUCUAAUAGUACUCUAUUUCUCACUCUAUAAUAGAGUAAAAAAUAGGUUUACUCCAAAUAUAGAGUAAUUUGUUUUUUUUUUGUUCACCACUCUAUUUUCUACUCUAAAAUAGAGUACCAUUAGAGCAAACUCAAACUCUAUUAUAGAGUUACUCUAUUUUAGAGUAAAAAAUAGAGUAAGCCAUCGGAGAUGGUCUUACAAAUCAACAUGGUCUCUAUUGACUCUCAAUUAAAGUUUGUGAUCGAAGUUGUUUUAGAGUAUUUUGGUCUUAAGAAUAUACUCUCUAUCGGCUUUACAGCAUAAUAGCUUACUAGCAAUACAUAAAGAUUGGGACACAAAGUUUGUGAUUGAAGUUGUUGCCUUGGUGGAGUCUUCAAUGGUGUCAAUUUCCAAAGUAAAUUGGAUACUUGACAAUGAAACAUGAUGCUAUUAAAUGGUUUCAGAUGCUUCUCCACACAAUUGACAUUUUCUCCAUACCGUUAAUCCUCUUUUAACCAGCGCAUCUGCAAUUGAUAAGCUAGUAUGCGCAUUCUUCCACCAUAAAGUUUUCAACUUAGGAGGGAUAUAUCCAUAAAGUUGCUUUGUAAAUUCCUUCUUCCUCUUGUUCUACAAUCUGCCUGGAUUGAGCAAAUUUGGUGUGAGAGCUCAAUUGUACGGUAGUUGAAUUAGUAUCCAAACUUAACGGUGUAUUCCCCAUUACUUGUGAAUAUCUAGGACACGUGAUCUCUUACAUUAGUCAUACUGGGUUGGAUCUGCUUUAUUUUCUAGAUGUAUGCAUGAACAACAUAUUGUUCCAUGCAAGAGAAUUUUUAAUGAAAAGGUUUCAUGCGUUAAAAAAUAGCAGUGUGAUUUAAUUAUCAUAAUUACUCGAUGUUAAAUCUUAAAUGUAAAACGUUGAAUACUUUGGAGUCAAAUUAUUAUGAAAAAUUAAAUUUAUCAAUCCCAAAAAAUUAAACCGAUUGUAUUUUUAACAAAACAAGAAUUUGGACUAGGCAAAUUUUGGCUAUGUAUAAUAAAUUAAUAAUACUUGUCACCACAAUACAAAGUUCAGACAUGGAAACUAUCUGAUUGUUUCCGACCAAAGUAGGUCAGAGUUGACCCAUAAAUACAUUAAUGACAAUUAGAAAAGAAAAUGGUAUGAAAAUAAAGGGUAUGAUAUAGCCACAUUGUAGAAGUUUUUAUUUUAAUUUAUACAAAAGAAAUUCAAGUUUCUACCCAAAAAUGGGAGAGGUUUUCGUGCACUUAAAAAAAUUAAUGUGAGAUUACAAUAUUUUAUUUUAUGUAAUCUAUUUUUUUUUCUAAAACAUUUACCAUAAAUUUAUUGCGUAUUUACAAAAAAAAAACGAUAUCUUACAGUUUUGCUAAUUUUCCUCUCUACAAAAUGCUAUCUGUAUACUGAGCCCUAGAAAAGAAAUAAAUAAAGGUCUUGAGGGAGACAAUAAAGAUAGAAAGUCAUUUAUUUUGGCAGAAUAUGAUGGUCAAUGUUAUUAAUGCUAUAAAAUCAGACAAUUGUAUUGGUAACAAAGAGACACCAAGCCUCAGAGUCAAAGGAUCACAACUAAACAAAUAAGAAAUCAGAUUUUUUUUUACUAUGAAUCAAUAAGCCAAAGAAAUACUUUUGAAACUUUGCUUUUGCCCGCUGAAAAAAAUCAUGGGGUGUUGCCAUUCAUUGUCUUCCGGGGAAGUUCCUCAACAGCGAGCCCACCAAAACCACGGAGAAGGAGAUCCACCAUUGACAAAGUUCUCCUUCUCCGAUCUCAACGUGGCCACCGAAAAUUUUAGUUUGAAAAAUGUUGUUUCAGAGAGCGGAGGAGAAUCGUCCAAUAUUGUCUACAAGGGCCGUUUGCAGAAUCGUGGCUUGAUCGCUGUUAAAAAAUUUAAUAAUAUGGCUUGGACUGAUCCUAAGACAUUUGUGGAGAAGGCGCAUAGAGUUGGGGGAAUAAAGCACAAGAGACUCGUUAAUUUGAUUGGAUAUUGCUGCGAAGGAAAUGAAAGGCUUCUCGUUGCCGAGUUCAUGCCAAAUGAUACUCUUGCUAAGCAUUUGUUCCGUCGGAAAAAUCAUACCAUGGAAUGGGAAGUGCGAUUGAAAGUAGCAUAUUCUAUAGCUGAAGCAUUGGAUUGUUGUAGUAGUGCAGGCUUUGCAUCCUACAAUAAUUUAAGUGCUUACUCAAUUAUGUUUGAUGAGGUAUGGAUAAUAGAUUUUUCUCUAAACAUUUUCCUAGCUAUGCCUUCUUCUGGUCUAAAGAUGCUGGACCACCUUUUUAAUAUUUUUGUUUCAUGGAUAUUGAAGAAUGGUGAUGCAUGUCUUUCCUGUUUUGGGUUAAUGAAGGAGACCAACAAUGAUCGAAAAGCAACCGGAAGUGUGAACCCUGAAAGUGUGAUGUUUAGAUUUGGUACCAUCCUUGUGGAUUUGCUUACUGGAAAGCCAAUUCCUCCAAGCCAUGCUCAUGAGACGAUACAUGGGAAAAAUGUUGCUGAGUUGAUUGAUCCAAACUUGAAGGGAAAGUUUUCUGCAGACGAAGCUACCAUAGUUUUCAAACUAGCCUUUAAAUGUCUGAAAUACGAGGAUAGAGAGAGUCGCGACACAAAACACAUUGUUAGAACACUUGAAACCUUGCAAACUAAAACAGAUGCUCCAUCUUACGCAAUGCUUGAAAUGGCACAUCAUAGAGAGUUAUCUGGGAAUAAACUUUCGCCACUAGGAAAGGCCAGUUUGAGAAUGGACCUCACAGCUAUUCAUAAAAUCUUGGUGAUAGCAGAAUAUGAAGAUGACAAGGAGGUGGUCGAGUUCUCUUUCGAAGAAUGGAUGGAGGAGGCAAAAUAUAUUCAAGAGGUUCGAAAACACGGUGAUCAAGCCUUCCUAGAGCAAGACUUUGAAACCGCCAUUAACUGUUAUUCUCAGUUCAUUGAUUCUAGGAGAACGGUGUAUCCAAGUGUUUAUGCGAGGCGUAGUCUAUGCUAUUUAUUCUGCAAUCAACCAGAUCGAGCACUUCACGAUGGGAUGAUUGCGCAAGAAGUAUUCCCUGAUUGGCCAACCGCCUUCUACUUGCAGUCUGUGGCACUAUCCAAAUUAAAUAUGAUCACUGAUUCUGCUGAUACUUUGAAAGAAGCAACUCUUCUUGAAGCAAAAAGACAGCGCCGUAAGCAAGAUUCUUGAUUUUGCUGAUCUAUACUUUUGUCCUGUGUAAACUCUGAGAUGAGGAUAUACAAAUGUUGAAACAUUUUUCCUUCUUGCAGUGACCAUAUUUUGAAUUAGUUUUGUUUAAUUACAUUUCAAGAAAAAAUAUAAAAACAUAAAAGAUUUAUUUCCAUAGAAUGAUUUCUAAAGAGAAAGAUAGAACAUAAUCAUUUACAUUUCAAAAUUUAUUGCACUUAACAGUAAAUUUUUUAUAAAUUAAUAAUAUUGGGACUUUGAUAUUUUAUUAAUUUACAAACUUUUCUUUUUAGAAUUUUUUUUUAUUUUAGAAUAUAUAUUUUAUAUAAAAUAUGAAAAUGGUUGAUUCUACCGUAUAUAAAUGCUAAAUUUUAUAUAUUUGACUUUCAUAUCUUCUUAUCAUACUAUUUGGUGUAUACAAAAUAUGCUUCCUAGAAUUUAAAUAUGAUUUUAGAUAUAAUUUUAAUAAAUAUUAUUCAAAUAUAUUAAAAUAUUAAUAAAAUAUAGAGAUAGUACAUGCUGAUUUUAUCUGCAUAAACCCGGAUAAAAGCUGUAUAUGGGGCCAAGGUAAUUAUAGUUCAUUACAAGAGAGAUAAGUUGCCAUAAUAACGUUUAUGAGAUAACUAGGUCUUUUUGGCCUUGAUGGAAGGUUGCCUAGACGAUAGGCGAUGUGUCUAGACAGAUAUGCGAAUGCGAUGUGCCUACAUGAAUCUCUUCCUCCCUAGAUCCCUAGAUGAUAGGCGAUGUGCCGUUUUCCUUUUUCUUUAAGAGUUUUUGACCGCUUCUAUUUUCUUAGUGAUUUUUUUAAUUUUUAAAAUCGGCUGAAUUUUUUAUUUAAUAGACCUUGUUGAGGGCAAAAAAAUCCAGAAAAGGUAGGAAUUCCAUAUUAUGUUUCUUGUUCACUCACCAUUUACCAUUCUAACAAGAGGGAGAUGGAUUACCAUAACUUGAGGAAUCUCACUCUCUAAAAGAGAGAUAUCAUCAAACCUUAAUCCUCCAUUCUAGUGGCCAAAAACAAAGACAAUACAGUUAAAAAAAAAAAACGCAUUUAAGUAUUUAACAGUCAAGUUUACGUUCCCCUGUCUCUCGGUGUCAGAGAAUAGUAAUUUAUGAGUCACACGCACUGAU
Messenger RNA from Brassica rapa (field mustard), 4425 nucleotides. Its product is annotated as probable inactive receptor-like kinase BSK12. Gene Ontology annotation, biological process: brassinosteroid mediated signaling pathway; protein phosphorylation. Gene Ontology annotation, molecular function: ATP binding; protein kinase activity; protein binding. NCBI's taxonomy places the organism in Eukaryota, Viridiplantae, Streptophyta, Magnoliopsida, Brassicales, Brassicaceae. The record is from RefSeq and is a predicted model, not a curated record.